CAGAAAUAUUCAGUUUUUAAAGCGCAAGCGCGCAAUUUAUUUUAAAGUUCCUAGACGUUAGUGUUUGUCUUAUAAAUUUUGCAAGAAUAAUUUAGAAAAAAAAGCUUUGUUUUAAUUUAUUAAAAUACGUUAAUCGAAAAUACAUAAUAUAAAAAAAUUGAACUGAACAAAAAGAUGUCUGUUUCUUCAUCAACUUUCAAUUUAUUUGAGCCUUGGGAAAUUCAACCAACAAAGAGAAGAUUAUGUAUUGGUAAUGACCGCCUACCAUAUGAUUAUGAUGUCGUUCCAAUGCAUUUAGUUUCGUAUUUAUCAACUUUUCCUGAAUUGAGACGGAAAAAAAGUGGCCAAAUCAAGCAUGAUUUCAAAAAUAAUAGUGACAUAAAAGGGAAUGAAUAUCAAAUGUGUUUAAAAGUAUCCAAUUUUAAACCGAAUGAAAUAUCUGUUAAAGUAAAAGAUGAAGAUGUCAUUAUUGAGUGUAAACAUGAAGAAGAACGUGAUAAAUAUGGUGCUAUGUCUCGUCAUUUUAUAAAGCGAUUUAAACUACCAGAUGAGUAUAGUUUAGAUAACUUAUCUUCAUAUCUGUCAUCAGAUGGUGUACUAAUUAUAAGAGCUCCUAAAAAACUUGCAGGUGAUUCAAAUGAACGUAUUGUUCAUAUACAACAGACUGGUCCUGCAUAUUUGAAUGUUAAAAAUUCUUCAUAAUACAAUGAAUAAAAGCGAAAAUUAAAUAUGAAACUUGUACUUUUUACUUUUCAACAUAAAAGUUUUCUAAAUAUGUAGAUAAUAUAAUGGAAUGUUGAGAUUGGUUUUCAG
Molecule: messenger RNA, 813 nt
Organism: Condylostylus longicornis
Lineage: Eukaryota; Metazoa; Arthropoda; Insecta; Diptera; Dolichopodidae
Product: heat shock protein 23-like
Exons: 1
Coding region: 175-702 (175 amino acids)
Biological process (GO): protein refolding; response to heat
Molecular function (GO): protein folding chaperone
Source: RefSeq, a predicted model, not a curated record